GUUGCACUGGGAUUGCAACACUGACUGUCCUGUUGCUACCUCUCAACUGUGUGAGCUCCUCCAGUUAUAUUUGAGUCAUGAAACUCAUCGUGGGGACAUGACUGGUCGACGUUUGAGCAUUCAGCCUUAGAAGAGGAAAAUCCCUGAUUCUCUGUUGUGACCCUUGUUCUCUUGAAGACAACAGGUGCAGUAAAUCUCCACAUUAAGGCAGAAUGAGAGAGAAGCUGGCUGCCAUGUCACGAUCGCUGUGCCCCGGCUCGCAGGCCGAGGCCAGCGACGACCCAAAGACACCGAACGGCGGCGAAGAAAAGAUGCAAAUGAAGCGCGAGAUUUCCCUCCCCAAUGGCAUCUGCCUCAUCGUGGGCAACAUGAUUGGCUCUGGAAUCUUUGUCUCGCCUAAAGGCGUCCUCAUGCACAGCGGCUCUUACGGGCUAUCGCUAGUCAUCUGGGCUCUCGGCGGCAUCUUUUCCGUUUUCGGAGCACUGUGCUAUGCAGAGCUGGGAACCACGAUCACCAAAUCGGGCGCUAGUUACGCCUACAUCCUGGAGUCGUUUGGCGGUUUCCUAGCUUUUAUCAGGCUGUGGACAUCCAUCCUGCUCAUUGAGCCAGCCAGCCAGGCGGUCAUCUCGCUGACCUUCGCCAACUAUCUAGUGGAGGCGUGGUACCCCACCUGCCAGCCACCCUACGACGCCAUCCGCCUCAUUGCUGCCGCCUGCAUCUGCAUGCUUAUCUUUGUAAACUGUGCCUAUGUUAAGUGGGGAACCAUGGUCCAGGAUCUAUUCACCUACGCCAAGCUCAUGUCACUCAUCCUCAUCAUCAUUAUAGGUAUCAUGAAGAUAGCCAAAGGAGAAACCCAGAACUUUCAGAAUCCGUUUGAGGGUUCCUCCAUGGAGCCUGGGUCUAUAGCUCUGGCCCUCUACUCUGCUUUGUUCUCCUACUCUGGCUGGGACACACUCAACUUUGUCACAGAGGAGAUCCAGAACCCAGAGAGGAACCUGCCUCUGGCCAUUGCCAUCUCCAUGCCCAUUGUGACCAUCAUCUACCUGCUGACCAAUGUGGCCUAUUACGUGGCUCUGGACAUGUCCUCUCUACUAGCCAGUGACGCUGUCGCCGUGACUUUUGGAAAUGCGGUCUUGGGACCGUUCAAAUGGAUCAUUCCCAUUUCCGUGGCCAUGUCCUGCUAUGGAGGACUCAACGCCUCCAUCAUCGCUGCCUCCAGGUUGUUUUUCGUGGGGGCGAGAGAGGGACACCUUCCAAACAGUCUGAGUAUGAUCCAGGCGGAGCGCUACACACCUGUCCCCGCCCUCAUAUUCAACGGGUUGAUGGGCUUGAUCUUUCUGUGCGUGGAGGACGUGUUCCAGCUCAUCAACUACUUCAGCUUCAGCUACUGGCUCUACGUGGGCCUGUCUGUGGCCGGCCUCAUCUACCUGCGCUUCACUCAGCCAGACAGACACAGACCUGUUAAGCUCUCCCUGUUCUUUCCCUUCGUUUACUGCCUGUGCAGUCUGUUCCUGGUCAUCGUCCCUCUGUACGGUGAUACCAUUAACUCCCUCAUAGGGAUCGGCAUCGCCCUGUCUGGAGUGCCUGUUUACUACGUGGCCAUAUACCUGCCUGAGGACAGGAGGCCCAAGUUUAUAUGCAGAGUAAAUGCCUGGGUCACCAAAUACACCCAGAUCGUGUUGUACUGCUGUCUGACUGAACUUGAUGUGGAACCAGAGGAGCGAGAAGACAGCAAAGCUCAGUGAAGAGGCCUGGUGCCCCCCCCCCACAUGCCUGGAACACGAAACCUGACUGAGCCGUGCGUGGACAAAGGCUGCACUGAAGGGUUGGCUGGUGGGGGCUCGAUGCUUGCCCAACUGCCACAUUGCGUUCUCAAAGGCUUUCCAUGUCUUGAGGACAAAAGAGGAGCUGGUACUUGAUCAUGUGCGAAAUUGAACUGAUAACUGUGGGAUUUUUUUUUGUUUGUUUUUUUGUCGAACAUAUUAUAUUUUCCUAUAAGAGUAUGACUGUAAUGUGCUCAUGGUAAUAUAAUGUAAUGUGCUUACCUGUGUUCUUCAAGUGUUUAUACCUUAAUGUUCCUCCAAGAGGUUUACCUAGUUAUUUCUUUGGAUAGCACUUUACAGUACAUGUCCUACAGUUCUGACAGUCAACAGUCUUUGGCUUGUGUCUUCUUGUGCCGAGUCACUAAGUGGUGGUCUGACAAUGUUAUGACUUACAAAACAUGGCCGAAUGGACCAAUCGGUAUGCUGUAAAUUACAUACAGUAGAACUAAACACAUAACGCAUGUAUUAAUUACAAUAUGAGUUCUCAAACAGGGAUUUGAUGAUUAAAGUGUUUGGUUUUUAAUUGCUCAAUGAUUAUAUUUCAACGUGCUAGUUCCUAAAACUGUUGUGGCCUACCAUUUUAUUUAGCUAGGCUUGGGCUCCAAUGCAACCCAUUUUUAUCUCAAUAUCAAAUCAUUUCUGGGUAACAAUGAAAUACCUUCAUGUGACUGUUUUUCAAUUAAAAUGGACAAAAAGAAACAAAAUAGCUUCUUAGCAAAGAGUAAUUUCUCAAGCAAGAAUUUUGCUAGGACUAUCUGUGAGUGGUCAGAGAGAAUACAGGAGACGGCACGGGUCAAAAUGAUUGAUUGAUGACCGUACGUCAUGAUGACGUGUACAUGUCUGAAUUAUGGGCCUCCGGCCCGUCCCCCCUGUUCAUGUGGUCCCGUGUUAGAGGGUGUGUGUUAUUUUAUAUCUCUAUGGAAUGCUUUGAAGUCGUCCUGUUGCUUGAUGUCUAGGGGGGCUGGUUGAACUGGGGAGGGUGGGGGUUAAGUGUUUGAACUUUUGGGACUGGGUAUGUCCCCCCACCCCCCAGUUUUAUCUCCCUUAUGGUUGUUAUCUAUGAAGCAGGAAUGUCCAGGGUUAUGUAUCUGGGGCCUAGGCUUUAUAAAUGUCCAGAACAAGCCAUUUUUAAGACCUGAAUAUUAAACAUCUAAAAUAUGUCUACAAGGGGAAUUCUCGGAGUGCUCUGUAGCUCAUGUCAUGAAUCCAACGCCAAAAGCCUGGAGGAUAUUUUGCUUGAGGCUCCAGAAUGUUUUAAAGGAUUUUUGUGUACAAGCGAGGGCCAUAUUUCGUACAUAUUCAACCCGGAGGAAUCUACGGUUAAGAUAUUCACAGACAGCGUGUCCCAACCCUUUUAUCGUGCAGAACCCGAGCCUUUUUCUCCAGCGCUAAGGAUGCGAGAAUGGCUUAAAAUAAGGCUAGCUUUGUGUCAAAUGGAACGCGCCCUGAGUGCUUCAAGGCUGCCCGGAUAUGCGUUGGAAGAACAAGUCUGUGUACGAAAUGAUCUAAUGGCUCUGAGAGUCACUUCCAUGGCUUAUACCCCGGACUCCAGAGUGACAAUUUUAGCAUGUGAACAAUUUGACAGGUCAAAUGCUACGGUCAGUUCAUAUGUAUCAUCCAAAGCAUGCAAGGAUGUACAUUUUUUUCAAAUAAUGUUCAGUUUUAAAUGGCGCGAUUACCCCAUUUUCCGAACCCUGAUGAAUAAGCUGGACAGUCUUUUUGAAAAUGGUGAACAAUUACGGCGAUGGCCGAGGUUAUCGUUGAGACAUACCCCGGAACAACAACAAGGUCGAAGGUGGAUCUUUCCCUGGCUGGAAAGUGGACAGAGCUUCGACGGAGCGCGGAAAAGACUUUGCGAUGGGGAAUUGGAAACGGAUAAUGUCCAGGGCUAACAGGACCCCCUAUAUCUGGAAGAAAUAAUAAAUAAAAAAAAUGUUGAAUUAUAACGUGUGUUAAAAUGUAGGUGUUAAUUUUGAAAAUGUAUAGCCCCCAUUUAACUAAGGGGUAGCGCUCUUUUCUCUCACGCUAGGGUCUGGCGCAGACAACUGUAAGAUCUGAAAAAAACAUGUAUUAUUUUAUAGUCUAUUCCUACAUGGGUAUGUUAUGAACAUUACGUUUUAUUAAAGUUUGUAAUAAUGUACAAAGA
Molecule: messenger RNA, 3969 nt
Organism: Oncorhynchus keta (chum salmon)
Lineage: Eukaryota; Metazoa; Chordata; Actinopteri; Salmoniformes; Salmonidae
Product: Y+L amino acid transporter 2
Exons: 10
Coding region: 213-1745 (510 amino acids)
Biological process (GO): amino acid transmembrane transport
Cellular component (GO): membrane
Molecular function (GO): L-amino acid transmembrane transporter activity
Source: RefSeq, a predicted model, not a curated record